GUCUUUGAUAAAAUGUGUAAUUGUUAUGGGUUAAAUAUAAUUAAUUUUUAUUUAUAUCAUUGAUGGAACUUGUCCUGUUGUCUUUGACUAUUACUAUAUCCACUGUUCUUCCAGCCAUGUAAGGAUUACUGGAAAAUAAAUAAAUGAAUUAAUGUCUGUUUUAGUACAUGAUGUAAUGUAGCACCUACACCAUGUUUGUAAUGUUUACUGAUGAAUUAUUUCAAGGUUUUGAGACAAUAUGUAAUACUCUUACAGGGCUAUGGUAUGGGCAGGAAGAGUUGGGUUGUCCUGUACUACUGAUUCUGCUAGAAUGCUGUACGAUAAAUUUCUGUGCAACAAACAUUUCUCUUAAAGUGAUUUCACUACAGCUGAAAGGGUACACCUUAACAGAUGUGCAGCAAGCCUCAAUGCUCUACUGGCUACAGGUAUGGAAAAGGAUUCGGCAUAGUAAGACACAUUUUUGGUGAAGAUUCUGUUCUGAACCAACCCAACAGUCUAGGAGGAAUGUUGUUUUACUCUGUCCUGAUUGUUCUGAAUUUCAUGUGCACUUUGUGGGCAACUAAGCUGAUGCUGCUUCUAGCUGUUGUGUCGAACCUUGCAUCUGUCUACCUGGCGUACAUCCUGUACGCUGUACUGUAUGAUUUCUGUAUAGUCUGCGUCACCACGUAUGGCAUCAACUUUAUUAACUUACUGCUGAUCAUUGUGAAGGUUCGGAGGCUGUCUCAGCACAAGGACUGUGGACAGUGGAGCACUGUCAAGGCUGCUGACAAGAAGAGGAAUUAAAUUUCAUUAAACAAAUAACCGCAAUAUAAUGGUAAUGGUUAAAAUGUCAUGACAUGGCAUAAGUCAUAGUAUUAUUAAAGAAGCCACACUGUGUUGCCAGUACCUGCAUUGUCAAGACAGUGACCAUGACAGUAGUUCAUCUAUCUAGUAAGAAAAGAGGACAUUGCAUUCAAUUUUGGGAGCCUCUUGGCUGUUUUAUAGUAUCAUCAGUUGGUACUAAACAUUUGUCUUUUGUGUAAGAUUUUAAUCUCAGAAAGAGGAAUUGGAAGUUUGUGUUACUGAAAGCUGUGGCCAUGUUUUGCAUUUUAUAUGCCAGUUUUUAGCUGUUUUAUGUAACACUUUCAUUUGUCUGAGUGAAACAGUUUAGUUUUGACUAGAUGAAGUUUGAUGAAAUAUCUGACUGAAUUUGUACUAUACAUGAUAUUGAGGCACAUUAGCCCAACAGUGUUGCCAGCAGAUGAAGAUGAAAUUUAUGCACUUUUCUCUUUAGCAGUUCAGAAUAAUUUAUCUUCUUGUCAAAUUCAGCACAUUUAACUUGCAAUAAAAAUUUGCAUCCUUAUUCCAUUCCAUUUACCCCUUUUUCUGCUUUUAUGUCUUAAAUUCUUUUAUUUUUAUGGGAUGAACCUAAAAUGUACUGAAAAUACUUGUAUCAGUUGUUGUACCAUGAGACUGAGAGUGUUUAUUUUUAUUUGUAUAUUAUUUUAUGUUGAUAUGACCUCUGUAAUAAAAGCUAAUGGAGAAGAACAUUGAA
Molecule: messenger RNA, 1534 nt
Organism: Cryptotermes secundus
Lineage: Eukaryota; Metazoa; Arthropoda; Insecta; Blattodea; Kalotermitidae
Gene: Vkor
Product: vitamin K epoxide reductase complex subunit 1
Exons: 3
Coding region: 391-783 (130 amino acids)
Biological process (GO): vitamin K metabolic process; peptidyl-glutamic acid carboxylation
Molecular function (GO): vitamin-K-epoxide reductase (warfarin-sensitive) activity
Source: RefSeq, a predicted model, not a curated record